Panicum virgatum (switchgrass) is the source of this 2035-nucleotide messenger RNA. RefSeq lists its product as uncharacterized. The coding region runs from base 1 to 1545 and encodes 514 amino acids. Lineage: Eukaryota; Viridiplantae; Streptophyta; Magnoliopsida; Poales; Poaceae. The transcript is spliced from 3 exons. The record is from RefSeq and is a predicted model, not a curated record. Gene Ontology annotation, molecular function: DNA binding.
AUGUCGACACCUGAGAAUAGAACCAAUGAGACCAAUGUGACUGUUGUAGAGAAUCUCUUGAAGAGGAAUUCAGAUGAUGUGGGAUGGGAGUAUGGGGUUCUAAUUGAUGCUCAGAAUAAGGACAAAGUGAAGUGCAAGUUUUGUGGUCACCAAAGCACUGGAGGAAUUUAUCGAUUGAAGCAACAUGUGGCCAAUGUUGGAAAAAAUGUGAAGAAAUGCAGGGAGAGCACUCAGGAAGCUAAAGAAAAGUGCAAGAAAUCAUUAGAUGAGUCAAAAAGGAGAGGGAGGAAAAGGCUGUCCUGGACUCGUGCUAUUGAUCCUAAAGCAACAAAAACUAAAUCUUUGAAGCAACAAAAGUUGAACAAGGAGCUUUGGAAGGAAAGAACACGUGAGGUGCAGAAAUAUAUUGCAAGAUGGGUCUAUACACAUGCCAUACCAUUUAAUGCUUGUGACAAUGAUGAAUUCAAGCAAAUGUGUGAAGCAAUUGGUCAGUUUGGUGCUAGAUUUCAACCUCCUUCUCAGCGUGAUCUACGUGAGACUUUGCUGGAAGAGGAGUAUGCAAGAACCAAGAGUUUGCUUGAAGAACGUGAUGCUGAAAAGAUGAAAAGUGGGUGCUCUAUCAUGACAGAUGCUUGGUCAGAUAGGAAGAGAAGAAGCAUAAUGAACUUGUGCACAAAUUGUGCUGAGGGAUCAAGUUUUAUCAGCUCAAAAGAGAUGUCAGAUGUGUCACAUACAAGUGAAGUCAUCUUUGAAUUGGCGGGCAAAGCAAUUGAAGAACUUGGUCCAGAUGAUGUGGUGCAAGUAGUGACAGACAAUGCCUCUAACAAUAUGGGAGCAAAAAAACUCUUAGUGGAGAAGAGGCCACACAUCUUUUGGACCUCUUGUGCAACUCAUACUAUUAACUUAAUGCUCCAAGGAAUUGGCAGCUUGACAAAGUUUAAGAAGGUGAUUUAUCAAUCUAAAGCAUUCACCAUAUUUGUUUAUGGGCACACAAGAACAUUGGAAUGCAUGAGACACUUUACAGAGGGUAAAGAAAUCAUAAGGCCAGGAGUAACUAGGUUUGCUUCAGCCUUUCUUACUUUGAACAGCAUGCUAGAGAAGAAGAAUCAGCUGAAACAAAUGGUGGUUCACAGUAGGUGGGACCAAUUGAAGGAUGUGAAAACAAAGAAAGGUAAGGAUGCAACAACAACAAUAUUGAGUCCAGCCUUUUGGAAAGAUGUGAAGAUAUGUUUGAGUGUUUUUGAGCCAUUAUUCAAAGUUCUACGUUUGGUUGAUGGAGAUGUGAAGCCAUCCAUGGGUUUCUUGUUUGGAGAAUUAAUCAAGGCAAAGAGAGAGAUCAAGGAGGCAUGUGGCAAUGUUGAAUCUCGCUACAAGGAGAUCAUUGCUGUCAUUGACAAGAAGAUGAAAGGAAUACUUGAUUCUCCAUUGCAUUUGACUACGUAUUUGCUGAAUCCAUACUAUAGUUAUGCAAACCAAGCCAUAUUUGAUGAUCCCACAAUAACAGUAGGCUUUAUCAAUUAUGUGGAGGUUUUUUUACCAUCAUGAUGAGAAUAUGCAAGAACAGGCUGUAAAUGUGGAAUUAAAGAAAUUUCAGAGUAGAGAAGGAUCAUUCAGUAAAAAGCUUGCAAAGACUUGUCAAAACUUUGACUACAACCCAAGUAACUAAUUGUUCAUUUCAGCAUAGGGUCCAACUAUUUUUUUUGCAUUUUUACAAGUAUUAAUGGAGUAAUUGACAUUCAUUUCAGCAUCUUGGUGGAGACUCUAUGGAACUGAAACAGAAGCUUUGCAAAGGUUGGCCACAAGAAUCCUUUCUUUGACAUCAAGCUCAUCUGCUUGUGAAAGAAAUUGGAGUACUUUCGAACUGGUGUUGUCCCUAUGCUCAUCUUUCAUCUACAAAAUUCAGCAUUAGACAAGUGCAGAAUUUUUUAUGCAAUGUUCUCAUGAUUAAUUUGCAGGUACACACUAAGAAAAGAAAUAGGCUUACUACAACCCGCCUCAACAAGCUAGUUUUCAUUUAAUUCAAUUCUAAGAUGAU